CAAAUGGUAUUUCAAGAGAAUCGUUUUCCACAUUGGCGAACACACAUUUGACACUUGAAUCGAAGCGACGGCGAGUAAAGUAGUUUAACAUAAUGUAAUACUCCGUUAUCGAUUCUCGCCAUUGUCUCAUUAGUACAGCUAUUCUGUGUAGACAUGACGCAUCACUUUUGUAACAUCUUGAAGUAAUCUUUGGACUUCAAAGUAUUAUUCAUACAUCGACGAGUCAUACCAUCAGUGUGUUGGAUAUCGACAAGAGUAUGUAAUAUGGGUGUGUACAUUGAAGCGAUAACAAAUUAGCAUUCCACAGUACUGCACAGUACCAUCUCGUAACACAAUGACGGGGGUUGGAAAUUGCGCGUUACAAAAAUUCAACGCCGGAAUCGUAUUCGCGUGCGUGCUUGGUCUCGGUUUUUCAUACUACGCUUACACCGUGGAGGUCAAAAAGGAACAAGAUGAUUCGUACCAGCCGCUAUGUGAUAUUUCCGAGCAUAUUAGCUGCACCAAAGUGUUUAUGACCGAGCAUGGCAAGGGACUCGGAUUGUUUCCAAAAGAUUCUGUGUUUAACAUCCGAAAUCCUAUAUAUGGUUCAAUAUUUUAUACUCUGAUCGUAAUUUUAAGUGUGACUAAUAAUUACACUUUUUCGGCCACCACUGUAAUUCUGGGAAUAAUCUCUAAUAUUUUUUCAAUAUACUUAAGCCUUAUAUUAUAUUUAUAUAGAGAUAUCUGCAUUGUAUGUAUUAGCAUGUACAUUAUAAACGUGGUGAUCACAUUUUUCGCUAUCAAAAAAUUCCGAAAAUUCCAAAAAUUAGCCUCAGGCGAUACGCAUAAAAAGGUGAAAUAAAAACAAAA
Messenger RNA from Trachymyrmex cornetzi, 849 nucleotides. RefSeq names its product Vitamin-K epoxide reductase (gene Vkor). Lineage: Eukaryota; Metazoa; Arthropoda; Insecta; Hymenoptera; Formicidae. Gene Ontology annotation, molecular function: vitamin-K-epoxide reductase (warfarin-sensitive) activity. The record is from RefSeq and is a predicted model, not a curated record. The transcript has 3 exons. Gene Ontology annotation, biological process: vitamin K metabolic process; peptidyl-glutamic acid carboxylation. The coding region runs from base 335 to 841 and encodes 168 amino acids.